Prorocentrum cordatum is the source of this 1734-nucleotide messenger RNA. The record is from the annotation of a GenBank genome assembly. Lineage: Eukaryota; Dinophyceae; Prorocentrales; Prorocentraceae.
GCCACCGUGGACAUGUCUACCGACUUCGGCCUCGAGGUGCACGAGGCCAAGCUGCGACGCGCGAACGAGCGCAGCAAGACCUGCUACCGCAAGCGCGUGGAGUACGAGCGCAGCCGCGGCGCCCGCGGCGCGGGCUCGGUGCCCCCCCGCGGCGACGCCCUCCGCGGUGCUGUCCGCGCCGCCUCGCGCGCCUGCCUGUCGCGCGGCGCGGUGGAGACUGGCUGCGACCUCCCGAGCAUCUGCAAGGCCGAGAGGUCCUACCGCCGCGACCGCCAGAAGUCGGCCUCGGUUUCCCCGAUGUUGAAGGCCAUGUCCUCGCCGACGAUGCGCUUCCGCACGACGCCUGCCGACUUCGAGGAGCACGCGUGGCCCGGGGAGGGCGCCAAGGACUUCGAGCUGCCCCUUGCGGAGGACGCGCCCUCCACGCAGGCGGCCUCGGACUCGGAGGGCGGCGCGGGCCUCCUGGACGAGGACGAGGAUGAGGGCGAGGCGGCGAGCGCCCUCGGCGCCUGGCCGGGGAGGCACGGCCCCGCGGGCGGCGAGGGCCAGCCGCAGGAGGGCGGCGAGGUGGGCGCCGACUCCGCCGCACCAGCUGAGGCGACGGAGGAGGAGCUGCCUGAGGCGGCGGGGGCGGAACAGUGCGCUCAGCAGGCCCCCGCCGCGAAGGACCCGGCGAAGCGCGAGGAGAUCCUCCGGCAGAUCGUGUCGCGGCUGCGGGAGCAGGUCGCAGAGGCCAACCAGGCGGCAGGCGACGCCAGGGCCCAGGCGCAGGAGGCGGAGCUCAAGGCCGCGGAGGCGCAGGCUGCCGCCGCCAGGGCCGCCGGGGCUCCCGGCGGCGCGAGGGCGACGCUCAAGGAGGCCAGGCAGGCGGAGAAGCAGAUGGCCGGCGAGCUGCGCAAGAAGCGCAACCAGGCCGCCCGCUGCCAGGCGAUCAAGGAGAGGGCAGACAGGACCCUGCAGGAGGCCCAGGAGAUCAAGGCGAGGGCCGAGGACGAGGCCGUCGCCAUCCGGGCGCGCCUCCUCGGCGAGGCGGACCUCGAGGCGCGCGCCGCGGCCGAGCGGCAGGCCGGCGAGGAGGUCGCCCGCGCGCAGGCGGAGGCGGAGGCCCUGCUGCGCGAGGGCUCCGAGCAGUUGGCCCUCGCUUGGGACGAGAUGCGGCGCCAGGCGAAGGCCGAGGCGGAGGAGGCCCGGCGCGCGGCCGAGGAGGAGGCGCGGGCCAUCCGCGAGCGCGCGGGUUCCGAGGCCCGCGCCUUGCGCGACACAGUGCAAGAAGACAUCUGCUCGAUGAAGGUGCGCGCUGAGGUGGAGGCCAAAGCGUUCGCCGAGGCGCAGGCGCAGGAGAUCCGGGAGAGGGCGAUGGCCGACGCCCGGGCCCUCCGGGCGCGCGCGGCCGAGCAGCUCCAGGAGAAACAGCGCCGCGCCGCCGAGGAGGAGCGCCGCGCCGAGGAGGAGAAGCGGGCCAGGGCCUCGGCCGAGGCGGACAGGGCCCUGCGAGCUGCGGAGGAGCUGGCGCGGGCCCAGGCCCUCCGGGAGGCCAAGGCCCUCGAGCAGCAGCGGGCCAGGCAGGUCAAGAAGGACGCUGAGCGCGAACGGCGACGGGCGCAGAUCCAGGAGCGCGAGGCCGAGGCGGCGAGGGCCCAGGUCGCCCUCGAAUUCGCCGCGGCCAAGGAGCAGGCAGACGCCGCCCUGAGGGCCGCGAGGGCGGAGGCGGCCGCCGUGGCCAGGGCGGAGGAG